AAAGAAGAAUGGAGGAAAAUUGCAGUGUCCACAUGUGCAAAGCUGUUAGAGACCUAUCCACACAGAAUCAAGACUGUAAUUGCUGCCAAAGGUGCAUCUACUUGACUUGAAGGGGGAAUUGUAUAGUUUUCCGCAUGCGCGAGGAGCUUCUCAGAAAAGCAGAAGUGGGCGAGUCCCAAAUCAACAGUUCUUCAGGAAAUCCACGCAGAUGUUAAGCUUUAUACUCCUGCUGUUGAAGAAUUAACUGCAGAAGGUGGAUAACCACGAAGCUGUGAGGACUGGAAACCACGCUCUUACAGAUAUACUAUCUAAUGAAAAUGGUAUCCCGUGGUAGUGUGAACCAUCCAUACAUGCAAUAUCCACAGAUACAAGAUAAGAUAUUUCGAUUCUUGACAUUAACUGUGAUUAUCUAUGAGGUUCUGAUGUUAGGAGGUGCACAUGGCUGGUUAUACCAUUACUCCGAUAAAAACAUGAUUUGGGCUACGGCAAGGGCUUACUGUCGGAGAAGAUACACGGACAUGGUGGCAAUACAGAAUAAGGAGGAAAUUGAUUUCCUGGUAAACCAUUUGUCAAGUACGAGGGGUCACGUCUGGAUUGGUUUGAGGAAGCGCAACAACACCUGGACCUGGAUUGGAACACGUCGCAAAUUGGAGGAUAUAGGCGAGAACUGGGCUCGUGGUGAACCCAACAAUGGAAAGGCUAAUGAAGACUGUGUGGAAAUGUACAUCAAUGUGGGAGAAAAUUCAGGAAAGUGGAAUGAUGAGCCUUGCAAGAAAAGGAAGAGGCCACUGUGUUACCAAGCUUCAUGCGCUCCAGACAGUUGCAAUGGCCAUGGUGAAUGUGUGGAAACAAUUGGUUCAUUUAAGUGUGUUUGCUAUGAGGGAUUCUAUGGAAAACUAUGCCAAGAUGUUCUUAAGUGCCUCAGACUGGAGACUCAUGACCACGGCAUUAUGAACUGUUCUGAUCCUUACGGAACUUUCAGCUACAACUCAACUUGUGACUUUAGUUGUGUUGAAGGAUUUUCAAUACAAGAAGACAAGGAAAAGAGGCUGCGAUGUACUGCUUCUGCAAACUGGGCUGCACCUGUACCCAAGUGCGAAGCUAACAGGUGCAGAGGGGUGGAGGUUUCCAGAAAGGAUGUCAUGAACUGCUCUGAUCCAUUUGGAAAAUUCCGCUACAAUUCAACCUGUACUUUUGGCUGCAGAGAAGGAUAUGUGGUGAAUGGAGCAGAGAGAAUCCAGUGUUUAGCUUCUGGUCAAUGGACAGAGCAACCACCCAGAUGCAAAGUUCAACAAUGUGAAACUUUGGCAACUCCAGAGCAUGGCACGAUGAAUUGCAUUGAUCCUUUUCAAGAUUUUGGAUACAACUCAACAUGUGAUUUCAACUGCUCUGAAGGAUUUUUGUUAAAUGGACUAAGCAGGCUCCAGUGUAAAAUUUCUGGGCAAUGGUCAGCCCAAACACCAACAUGUGAAGCGGUGAAAUGCAAUGAACUGAAGGGCCUUCCUAAUCUCUCCAUGAAUUGCUCAGACCCCUUUGGAAGUUUCAGUUAUGGCUCAGUAUGUGACUUUCUCUGUGAGGAUGGAUUUACCUUACAGGGGUCAGACAGACUGAAGUGUGAAGUUUCUGGGCAGUGGACGUCAGAGAUACCCGUCUGUAAAGCUGUUCAAUGUACACCACUGAAAAUUCCUGAGCGAGGUAACAUGGACUGCAAAAAUAUAUAUGGAGAUUUCAGUUACAACUCGACAUGUGUGUUCAGCUGCAUUGAAGGGUUUGCAGUAAAUGGAUCUAACAAUCUUCAGUGUGAAGCCUCUCGUCAGUGGACAGCAGAAGUCCCCACUUGUGAAGUUGCAAAAUGCACAGCACUGGAGGAUCCUGAGCAAGGGUGGAUAAACUGCUCCCAUCCCCUUGGGCCUUUCUCUUACCAUGCAACAUGUGACUUCAAGUGUGAAAGGGGCUUUGUAUUAAAUGGAUCAGAAACCAUUCGGUGUGGAGCCUUUGGACAAUGGACACCACAAAUACCCUCCUGUGAAGCCAUGAAAUGUGAUAUGCUGAGAAAUCCAGACAGAGGAUCCCAUAACUGCACCCAUCCCAUCGAUCACUACAGUUACAAUUCGUCUUGUGACUUCAGCUGUGCAGAAGGGUUCAUGUUAGUGGGAUCACGCAGACUUGAAUGCAGAGAUUCUGGACAGUGGACAGCAGAAAUACCCACAUGUAGAGCUGUAACCUGCCAGACAAUAACACAGCCAGAACGAGGGAUGUUAGACUGCACCCAUCCCUUUGGAGACUUCAAUUACAGCUCAAAGUGCACCUUUGACUGCACAGAAGGGUUUCUGCUACAGGGGUCAGAAGUGCUUCAGUGUGAAGCCAAUGGACAAUGGACAGCACCCAUUCCCAACUGUAAAGCUGUAACCUGUCAGGCGCUGACAGACCCUGAACAAGGGGUGAUGAACUGCUCACAUCCUAUUGGGGACUUCAGUUAUAGCUCAAUGUGUGACUUCAGCUGUGUUGAAGGGUUUGCACUGAAAGGGUCAAAAAGUCUGCAGUGUCAAAGCAAUGGGCAAUGGACUGCACAAAACCCCAACUGUGAAGUUCUAAUCUGUGCAAGACUGGUGCAACCUGAACAAGGUGCAAUGAACUGUUCCCAUCCCAUCGGACACUUCAGUUUCAACUCAACAUGCGACUUCAGCUGUGCUGAGGGGUUUAUACUGAAUGGUUCAGACCAUUUACAAUGUGAAGCUAAUGGGCAGUGGACAGCACAGAGCCCCAAAUGCACAGCCAUGAAAUGUGACAUGCUGAGAAGUCCAGACAGAGGAACCUAUAACUGCACCCAUCCCAUCGAUCACUUCGGUUACCGGUCGUGGUGUGAUUUUAGCUGUGCUGAAGGGUUCACAUUAAUGGGAUCACACAGACUUGAAUGUAGAGCCUCUGGACGUUGGACAGCAGAAAUACCCACCUGUAGAGCUGUAACCUGCCAGACAAUAACACAGCCAACACGAGGGAUGGUAAACUGCACCCAUCCCUUUGGAGACUUCAGUUACAGCUCAACCUGCAGCUUUGACUGCACAGAAGGGUUUCUGCUGCAGGGGUCAGAAGUGCUUCAGUGUGAAGCCAAUGGACAAUGGACAGCACCCAUUCCCAACUGUAAAGCUGUAACCUGCCAGACAAUAACACAGCCAGAACGAGGGAUAGUAAACUGCACCCAUCCCAUCGGAGACUUCAGCUACAGCUCAACGUGCUCCUUUGACUGCACAGAAGGAUUUCUGCUGCAGGGGUCAGAAGUGCUUCAGUGUGAAGCCAAUGGACAAUGGACAGCACCCAUUCCCAACUGUAAAGCUGCAUCUUGUCAAAUAUUGACAGACCCUGAAAAUGGGGCGAUGAACUGCUCACAUCCUAUUGGGGACUUCAGUUAUAGCUCAAUGUGUGACUUCAGCUGUGUUGAAGGGUUUGCACUGAAAGGGUCAAAAAAUCUACAGUGUCAAAGCAAUGGGCAAUGGACUGCACAAAACCCCAACUGUGAAGUUCUAAUCUGCGAGAAAAUGAUGCAACCUGAACACGGUGCAAUGAACUGUUCCCAUCCCAUCGGAAGCUUCAGUUUCAACUCAACAUGCGACUUCAGCUGUGCUGAGGGGUUCACGUUAAUGGGAUCACACAGACUUGAAUGCAGAGCCUCUGGUCGGUGGACAGCAGAAAAGCCCACAUGUAGAGCUGUGAAAUGUGAUGCACUGAAGACACCAGAUUAUGUCUCGAUGAACUGCACCCAUCCGUUCGGAAAGUUUAGUUACAGUUCAAAGUGUGAAGUGAGCUGUCUGGAAGGUUCUGUUUUGAAACGAGCAGUAGAAAUCGAAUGUACAAACUCAGGAAACUGGACAAAUACGUUGCCAUUUUGCAAAGCUACGCAACAAUUUCGUGCGUCGGAUUUUUUGCUUUAUGUGGGUGUGGUUGCUGCAGCAGCUGUUCUCGGUCUCAUUAUCGCCAUGAUAAUGAUCUGGAUUAGAAGGAAAAUGAAGUCACAAGUUCCACCUCAUCACUCCUCCACCUCCCCUCUUACACCGUUACCCCACUUAAUGCUACCACACAGAUCACUGAUACAUUAUAGUGCUCUUAGUCCUGCUGACCCAACACUCCCAGCUUCAGAUGAAUCACAAAAGCUAACCUCUGAAAGUGCUGAAGUUAAACAAGAUACGUUCGAAAAUCCUACAUUCAUGAAUAAUAUUUAAGGAUCCAUGUGAUUAAGACAAAAUCCGUACAAAUGUGAAAAGGACACAGGGCCAGCGAAUGUUUUACUUUGACCAUGACCAUUUGUCUUCAUUGCGUCCAGAGAUUUUGCCUUAUUUUCUGACAUUAAAUCCUGGAUGUGGUAAACCUCCUCCAGCAAGUUCCCAGGAAAAACCAAAGACAAUCGUUUUGCCCCUGGAAAUACUUGGAUCAUUAUUUUCUUUUCUUGAACUGGAAAGAGAAAUUCAAUAACUUGGUGUACCAAGCUGGGCAUUCUCCAUAGCACUUUUCCAUUGUUGUUCAACUUUGUAACAUUCCACUUCUCAAUACCCUAUGUCUCAUCCAUAAUGCACAUUUUAUUCCUGUUAUGACACCCAAUAAAAUACUUACCCCUAUCCCGGCCAAGAUCCACAGGUAUUUUGUGUUCCUGAGAACCAUCUUGGAACCUUAAUGGCAUAAGCAAAAUACCAGUCCAUUGAACCAUGUUUGUUCUCUGCACUGGAAUCCAGUUAGUUCCAUUCAUUCCCCUACUCUCUCUCAAUUGCACUGGAUGUUAAUUUCCCUCAAAUGCUGAUCCAAUUAACCUCCACUUCCACCACCUUUGUGUGUAGCAAGUUCUAGGUCAUUGCCAUCUACUGUAUAAGAAGGGUAUUGCAGCCUCUCCCCCCCUCCCCCGCCAAAUCUUUAAAUAUACACCUAAUCCUUGUACCAUGAGUUAAUGGAAACAGCUUUUCUGUCUUCCUUACCUAAACCUCUCAUCCAUACACCUCUGUCAGAUCUGUUUUCAACCUCUCUUGCUCUAAGGAGAUGUCCCCAGCUUCCCUAUCCGUACUCCUUCAUCCUUAGAACCAUUCUAGUAAAUCCCCUCAGCAUGCUCACCUUUUUUCAUUAAUUAUUUCCAUUAAUUUCCAUUCAAGUGCCAUUAAUGUACAUUCUGCCGAAUGGCUUAUUCUUCAUUUACCCAGCCUACAGCUUCUCCACUAAAUUCCUGCUCGCUGGUACUUUCAUGGUUUUGCUUCAUGUAUCUCUAGUAUGUAAUGAUUCUGACUAUGCAUAACAGUCUAAAGUUUGCUUUUUUGAGCAAACAAUAUAUGGGUGUGUAAGUUGUAAAUGGAUUUCCGUAUAUUUGAAUGGUUAACCAGGGCUUGGUCUUCAUUAUAGUUUUCCUACCUUCAGUGGAAGUUUGAAAUGUCAAACCAGCAUAACUAUAUUGUCUUUGAAGCAAAUCAUGCAAUAAAAUAUUUACAAAACCUAUACCAUAGAGGGUAAGGAAAUAAUCAAUUAAAUUCAAUAACAUUGAAUUUAAAGAAGGUACUAUCAUUUCAAAACUCUAAAACUGCUAAACAAGCAGAUCUUGUUGUGCUUAUGUUCACGGCUUAUUCUAUCAACAAUUUAAUUAUCUCUGUCAUGGUAUGUAACCACUCCACAGCACAAACCAUAUUUUGUUGAACUAUGGUUUAAACUAGCCGGUUGUGUAGCAGCAUCUGCGCGGGACUUGCAGGCGAAUGGUCCCUGGCUUGAAUCCAGCUGGCUCCUUGCCCACUUUCCACCUGUGCUGGGUUGAGUGUCAAACUAGCAACUUGGCCUUGUUUUAAAAAAAAAGAGACAAAUGCUAAAGAAAUGCCAAUGUUGC
Messenger RNA from Mobula hypostoma (lesser devil ray), 5848 nucleotides. RefSeq names its product P-selectin-like. Gene Ontology annotation, cellular component: membrane. The coding region runs from base 312 to 4217 and encodes 1301 amino acids. The record is from RefSeq and is a predicted model, not a curated record. The transcript has 26 exons. Lineage: Eukaryota; Metazoa; Chordata; Chondrichthyes; Myliobatiformes; Myliobatidae. Gene Ontology annotation, biological process: cell adhesion.